This is a messenger RNA of Nanorana parkeri, 1071 nucleotides long. It is a transcript of the gene DEGS2, whose product is annotated as delta 4-desaturase, sphingolipid 2. NCBI's taxonomy places the organism in Eukaryota, Metazoa, Chordata, Amphibia, Anura, Dicroglossidae. Gene Ontology annotation, molecular function: sphingolipid delta-4 desaturase activity. The transcript has 3 exons. Bases 39 to 1007 code for a protein of 322 amino acids. Gene Ontology annotation, biological process: sphinganine metabolic process; ceramide biosynthetic process. Gene Ontology annotation, cellular component: membrane. The record is from RefSeq and is a predicted model, not a curated record.
UCAAGAAACGUCUCAGGUGAUGAAGUCGCUGAGCCACAAUGGGCAACAAAGUGACUCGAAGAGACUUUGAAUGGGUGUACACCGACCAGCCGCACGCCAGACGCAGGCAAGAAAUAUUAGCCAAGUAUCCAGAGAUCAAAUCUUUAAUGGGACCUGACCACCACCUCAAAUGGAUCAUCUUGGCAAUGGUGUUUGUCCAGCUUUUGGCCUGCUGUCUGGUGAGAGACUUGGCAUGGAAAUGGGUACUGUUCUGGGCCUAUGCCUUCGGCGGCUGCAUAAACCACUCGUUGACUCUGGCCAUACACGACAUAUCUCACAACGUGGCCUUCGGUAACCUCCAGGCGAAAAGGAACAGGUGGUUCGCCAUGAUCGCCAACCUGCCGAUUGGCGUUCCGUACUCUGCCUCCUUUAAGAAAUACCACAUCGACCACCACCGCUAUUUGGGAGGAGACAACCUGGAUGUGGACAUCCCUACAGACUUUGAAGGAUGGUUCUUUUGCACCCCCUUCCGCAAAGUGGUAUGGCUCAUCCUGCAACCUCUCUUUUACGUCUUACGACCCCUAUACGUGAAUCCCAAGCCUAUGACCAGGAUGGAAAUCUGUAACGCCCUAUUGCAGUUUUCUGCGGAUCUUCUGUUGUAUCGCGCGUUCGGCCUGAAGCCCCUUGUCUACUUGGUGGCCGGUUCGGUGUUCUGUUUGGGAUUCCAUCCGAUAUCUGGACAUUUUAUCGCUGAACAUUAUAUGUUUAUGAAAGGACAUGAGACCUAUUCCUACUAUGGAUGUCUGAAUUUGAUUACUUUUAAUGUAGGCUACCACAUGGAGCAUCACGACUUCCCCAGCAUUCCGGGUAGCAAACUGCCAAUGGUACGGCAGAUUGCCUCGGAAUAUUACGACAGCCUUCCCCAGCACCAGUCCUGGGCCCGCGUGAUCUGGGAUUUCAUCUUUGAUGAAGAGAUCGGACCUUAUUCCAGGAUCAAAAGAACGUGCAAGCUGGCAAAUGCAAUUUAAACGCCGAGCUGGCCCUUCUGAAAAGGAACUAUUUUAUCUUGUCAUAUUCUUGUUGAACAAUGCC